Molecule: messenger RNA, 1385 nt
Organism: Dromiciops gliroides (monito del monte)
Lineage: Eukaryota; Metazoa; Chordata; Mammalia; Microbiotheria; Microbiotheriidae
Gene: CA11
Product: carbonic anhydrase 11
Exons: 9
Coding region: 341-1318 (325 amino acids)
Molecular function (GO): carbonate dehydratase activity; zinc ion binding
Source: RefSeq, a predicted model, not a curated record
GGGGGGAAGGAGAAAGGGAGGCUAAAAGGGAGGAGAGACAGGGGAAAGGAAAGGAAGGCUCAGAGCAGGGGGAAGGACCCUGGGUGAGGGUCCCCCUGCCACUAUUCUGCUUUUUGGAGACCACAGGCCCUUUGACAGAGGAAGAGGGAGGGUCAGUAAGGGGUGUGUUGGGGGGGGAUUAUCUCCCACUGAAAAGCAGGAGAGAGAUAGAGAGACAGAAGAGACAUCAGACACUCAUUGAGAGAUAGGGUGACAGAGACACAUCAGAGUCAAAGGAACAAGGGGGUGUGAAAGACAGAGACCCCUGGAGGCAUCACUGCCCGAACCUGGAGCCUGAGAGAUGGGGGGCCCAGCUCGCUUCAGUCCUCCUCGGGCCCUGCUCCUUGGGGCUGCUUUAGGGGCUGCAGCUCACAUCGGCCCAGCGCCUGCCCCCGAGGACUGGUGGACCUACAAAGAUAAUCUCCAGGGAAGCUUCGUCCCAGGGCCGCCCUUCUGGGGCCUGGUGAACGCAGCCUGGAGUCUGUGUGCUGUGGGGAAGCGCCAGAGCCCCGUAGACGUGGAGCUGAAGCGGGUCCUCUACGACCCCUUCCUGCCUCCGCUUCGGCUCAGCACCGGUGGAGAAAAGCUUCGAGGGACUCUAUACAACACUGGACGACAUGUCUCCUUCCUACCAGCCCCAAGGCCUGUGGUCAAUGUGUCUGGGGGCCCCCUCCUCUAUAGCCACCGACUCAGUGAGCUUCGCCUCCUCUUUGGGGCCCGAGACGGGGCUGGUUCUGAGCACCAGAUCAACCAUGAGAGCUUCUCAGCAGAGGUGCAGCUCAUCCACUUUAACCAAGAACUCUAUGGGAACCUAAGUGCAGCCUCACGGGGUCCCAAUGGACUGGCUGUCUUGACACUUUUUGUGAAUGUCGCUGCCAACUCUAACCCCUUCCUGAGCCGCCUCCUGAACAGAGACACCAUCACCCGGAUCUCCUACAAAAAUGACGCCUACUUCGUGCAGGACCUGAGCCUGGAGCAGCUGUUCCCCGAAUCGUUCGGCUUUAUCACAUACCAGGGCUCGCUGAGUACCCCACCCUGCUCUGAGACUGUCACCUGGAUUCUCAUCGAUCGAGCCCUCAAUGUCACCUCCCUGCAGAUGCACUCUCUGCGGCUCCUCAGCCAGAACCCGCCGUCCCAAAUCUUCCAGAGCCUCAGCGGCAAUGGCCGGCCCCUGCAGCCCCUGGCCCAUCGCGCCCUCCGAGGCAACCGAGACCCGCGGCACCCGGAGAGGCGUUGCCGGGGCCCCAACUACCGACUGCACGUGGACGGUGCCCGCUGAGAAGAGGACCUGCUUGCCUUCUCUCCCCACUCCCCAGCUAAAUCUAUUAAAGAGACAGAACACCUUU